AUGACAACCUCCUCUCCCAGUAGAGGCCCCAAGAUGAGGUCCCUAUUGGCUAUGAUAGGAGUUGCCGGACUGGCCGUAAUCGGAUCCACGUUUAUGCCCUCCGCUAAUGCCACCGUGACCCUUGGAGACACCCAUGACACCCCAGGUUCCAUUAUCCUGGGCGGUUUGUCUUCCAUGGUGCCCAAACCCCCUAGCCUAAUGGACCAAUACCUUGUCCCCGGUACGGCCAACAUCACCAACAUCGGCGUCGAGGUCAAUUCUCCUACUCGAUUCAUCGUCCAUGCCGGCGCAAGCCUGAAGAACCCCUUUGGUCCAGUUGCACUCCCACUGGGCCAAGUUGGGUUAACCGUAUCGCUAGAUGGCAACAGCUUGGCCAAUAUCACCACCAGCGAUUUGACUCUCCCAGCAGGAACUGGCCCCAUCAACGUGACAGCCACGGUUGAUAUCGCUGAUGGUUCUACAAACCCUGCGGUCCAGGCUUCGCUCAACAACCUUGUCACAUCGCUUGUCGGUGGAACCACUCCCAGUGGUGAGCCCCCAAAGCUCGUUAUCUCUGGUGUCAAAUUGUCUGGUAUCGACCUUGGUGUUGCCCCUAUUACCGUUCCUACGCAGCUCAAGCCAAAUGGUCCUAUCCAGCCCACCAAUGUUACCGCCGAUACCGCGACCCCACCUGUUGUGGGGUUCAACGACAUCAUCAACCCUAAUGUGACUUUUGCCUGGCCAGUAUUGCAAAAGAUUGUCGUCAAAGCCGUUUCUGGUGCUCAGCUGACAGCCGGUGUGGGAUUCUCUUGGAACAACCCAUUGAACAUUGCUGUUGACAUUCCCUAUAUUUCAAUCGACAUCGGUCUUAAUGGCACACGUGUGGUCACUGUUGGAAUCGAGGCCAUUCACCUGGCACCUGGCAAUAUGACAGCCGAUACGCUCGUUGACCUCAAAUUCAACAAUGACCCUCUCGCCUCUGCUCAACUCGGCGCUUUCGUGAACGACUUCCUUGCAGGCCAGUUGAACCAGGUCGUCAACAUUGGCAACCUCUCCUUUGGUACUCCUGGAGAUGUCUCCGCUACCGGCCAAAUGUUGAACACGCUGUUCAGCGGUGUCAACGUUGAUUUGCCUCUGAAUGGCGUCAGCACCGUCGCUAUUCAGGAAUUGGUGCUGAGUUACAUCAAGCCUUACCUCCCCAUCGAUAUCAGCAAGUUGGGCGGAACGGGCGCAUCGUUGUUGAGUUAUAUCCAGAGCCUGGCCAUCUCAACCGCCCCAGGACAUACAUUGUUGAUCGAUCCAAAGAUUCAGCUCCCGUUCCCCUUCCUGUUGGAUUUGAAUAUUCCUUACUUCGCACUUGACAUCAACUUGGACAACAACCUGCUUGGUCAACUGUUCCUCGCGAACCUGGUCGGCACCGGUCAAGGUCAAAUCUCUGUGUCUGUCGGCGUCGGGAUCGUCUUCAAGGAGCCCAGCCCUCAGAUUCCAGCUAUUGUCGCCAAGUUGGUCAGCGGACUGACAACCGGUUCAUCGCUCGACAUCACGGCCGGCGUGUCUAACCUUGCUAUCGGAGUGUCGCCUGCGGACGCCAUCAACACGCUGAACAAUGUGAACGUUGCGGUACCCAUCUCAUCCGUUAUAACUGGCCAUAUUGAAACUGGAAAUUUGAUCCAGUCCAUCAUUGCUCAAACCAACGUGACGAUCGCGUCGAAUACGGUGGAGGUCAAGGUUGGAACUCUUGCCGCGUUGACCAUUCGUCAGGCCAGCAUCAGCGUCCUCCCUAGCAAUAUGGUUACUGCGGGGGUCACCCUUGACAUGUUUCUCGGCAUUCCCGUCGUGGCAAACAUUGGCUACUUUGGCGUGCAGCUCUCGUUAGAUGGGGCCCAAUUGGCAGGUGUUUCCAUGAACACUGGACUUAACUAUGGCGGUGGAACGGUGCAGAUGGAUGCCGGCAUCGCCAUCUCUGUCGGCACUGGCCCAGCCAUCAGCACCAAUGUCGCCAAUUUAGUGAACGCCAUCAUCGCCAAGAGUCCCGUUAACAGCAAUAUUGGCAUCUCGGGUAUUGUGAUCGGUCAAAGCUCAACGGACCUGAUCAACGCGCUUUCAGGCGUUUCUGUUUCGUUGCCCUUAGGUGGACUGGUUAGCGGAGUCACUCCUCCUUCGCUCCCUUCUAACUUCCUUAACAGCACCCUUGCUCAACUCGGAUUGUCCGUGUCCAAUAUUUCACUCGCCACAAUUCCCAACGCUGGUCUCCGUGUUGGUGCCAAGGCGAUGUUCUCAAAUCCUAUCCCCAUCUCUCUCUCAGUUCCAUACAUCGGCAUCAGCGGUGGCCUUGACAAUAUUGACAUCCUCAACAUCGGAGUUGACAAUCUCGCGCUCCUUUCUGGCGCCAACGCUCUCCAGGCCCAAAUCGACCUGAACUUUAACAACGCCGUGAAUGCUCAGACUAAGGUCGCGACUCUCCUUGGAGAGCUUCUCGGUGGCCAACUUGGAAACACGCCUGAGGCAUUGACGGUGCAUAACCUGCGCAUCGGUUCCUCACCGAGUGACUACUUUGACCUACUGUCUCAAGUCAACAUCGCGGUUCCGUCGAAGGACAUCCUGAGCAAGGCUAAUGCUGAUCUUUUGAUUGGACAGCUGGGGGUCAACAUCACGCAGUUGACCAACAACGUUCUCAGCGGUCUCCAAAUCGGGGCCAUCAACGCAGAUCUCACUACGGCGCCUGUCAUCCAGCUGGGCACCUCUGUCUCUGUGAGCAAUGUUUCCUUGAGUGCCGCGGUCAACAUUGGUUACUUUGGAAUCGAUCUUGCGCUCGAUACCCACGCCUUGGCCCAUGUCGAUGUCCCCUCCAUCUCCAUCACCACCGCCAACAACAAGCUGACCCUCGCUAUUCAGGCUGCUGUUACUAUCCAGGAUUCUCCUCAAAUCCAGACCGACAUCGCUAACUUGGUCGACUACUUCAUGGCCAAUACGACCACCUCGCCUGUCAACAACCUGGUGAUCUCAAAGCCGCUUGUAGGAGCGUCUGUUGCGGACAACAUCCAGACGUUUGCUUUGAUUCAGUAUCCUCUGGCAUUAUCUCCAUUGCUCGCAAAUGCCAGGGUCUUUGUGAACCAGCUUCUUGCCGGAGUUGCUGGUGGAUUGAAUCUCAACAACCUGGCAAUCUCUGGCCUCACUCUCGAUCUCAACGCUCCUCCUGUUAUCAACGUCCAGGGAGGCGUUCAGAUCAAGAACUUGACCUUGCCAGCCGACAUCAAGAUCAGCUACGUUGGUGUGUCUCUUGGACUGGAUAACACACCUUUGGCCAGUCUCACGAUCCCAACGCUUGCAUUGACCUCUGCGAACAACACUCUUUCGCUCAACUUCCAGGCCCUGGUUAACCUCCAGCAGGGACCUGAUCUCAGUGCUCAAAUCGGAAAUUUGGUCGGCUCGCUCCUGUAUCCUGGCAAGGUCACUCCGCCUACGGCUUUGGUGAUCUCGAACCCAGUCUUUGGAGGGGAUGCCAACCAUCUCUUCCACAUUCUCUCGCAGAUCAAGGUGAAUGUUGCUCUUGCGCCUUACUUGCAGGCCAUUAGCGGUAUUGUUAACGGAACGGUGUCCAACAGUGGCAACCUGCUGGCUGGUCUCGACAUUGGCUCCCUCGUCGUGGAUCUCAACUCGCCACAGAACAUUGGCAUCGAUGCUGCUAUCUCUCUCAAGAACAUCACUAUCCCAGCUGAGAUCAAACUCAAUUACGUGGGUGUGAAUGUUGCCAUUGACACUGUUGGUUUGGCUCAGAUCUCGGUUCCUUCGUUCACACUCAAGCCCGCUGACGGCGCCCUGGCUAUCACUGCCCACGUCGACGUUGCUCUGCUGACCAGUGACGGGCUGACGACCGCUAUCUCCAAUCUUAUCACUGGUGUGCUCAACAAUCAAACGACCCCUGCCACCAAUAUUGUUAUCUCAGGCGCUGUCUUUGGCGGAUCGGCCAACAACGUCUUCACGAUCCUGCAGGGCAUCGCCAUCCCGAUCAAUAUUGCUCCUUAUAUCAACAUGAUCCCUGCCCUCCUCGCUGGCCAAGGAUCGCUCCUAAGCCGUGUUGCUAUUGGUGCUCUGGUCGUUGAUCUGAACACACCUCAAACAAUUGGCGUCGAUACCUCUGUCUCAAUCAAGAACGUUACGCUUCCUGCUCAGAUCAAGUUGAACUACGUUAGCGCCAAUGUUGCCAUCGGUGAAGUGCCUCUGGUUCAGCUCGGCAUCCCUCAGUUCACCAUGACUCCCAACAACGGCAACCUGGACAUUGCUCUCCAUAUCAACCUCGCCAUGCAGGAGAGCACUGGCUUGACCCAGACCAUCAAUGGCCUCGCACAAGCGGUGUUGGCUGGUCAGCAAUUGCCGAGCACCACACUUGUAAUCUCGGGAGCAGCCUUUGGUGGGUCGCCUACCAGCGUCUUUACGUUCUUGCAGGGCGUCAAGAUUCCGUUGGAUGUCACUGCCUACUUGAAUAAGGCCCUCGGCAUGGUCAACGUCCCCGGUGCCUCUUCGUUGUUGAGCAGCAUUGGCAUCUCAGAUUUGGUUGUCGAUUUGAACUCGCCCCAAGUUAUUGGCAUUGAUGCCUCAGUCCUCGUCAAGAACGUCACCUUGCCUGCUCAGAUCAAAUUGAACUAUGUCGGUGCCAAUGUCGCUAUCAAUUCCAUUCCUUUGGCACAGGUUGCUAUCCCCACGUUUACACUGGCUCCUCAAGGCAAUGAUUUGGCGCUGAAGGUCCACAUUAACUUGGCCCUGUUGAGCAGCCCAGAGCUGUCGAGCGCUAUCUCUGGAUUAAUCGGCGGCAUCCUCGGAAACCAGACGCUACCCCAGACCAACUUGGUACUUUCUGGCGCGGCCUUUGGUGCUUCAUCCACCAACUACUUCACAUUCCUGCAGGGUGUUGUCAUCCCCGUCAACAUCUCGCCUUACAUCACCCAGAUUGCGGGUAUGGCUGGCGGCGCUGGGUCGAUCUUGAAUGGCCUGGGUCUCUCUGGUUUGGCCAUCAACCUCAACCAGGCUCCCGUCAUCGGCAUCGACGCCAACAUUGCUGUUCGUAACCUUACUCUGCCUGCCAAGCUCAACGUUGGCUACUUUGGCCUCAAUGUGGGCAUCAACAAUGUUCCACUGGUCAAUGUCGCUAUCCCCAAGCUCGAGCUUGGCUCAAGCGGCUCUGAUCUUACUAUCGGAACUCACAUCGAUGCCACCCUGCAGGAGACAGACGCCUCGCAGACUCUUGUCGCUGGACUGGUUAACGAAGUUGUUGCUGGUCGGGCUCCUCAGGGUACCAUUGUGAUCUCGGGUAUCACGUUCGGUCCUAGUAAGAGCAGCGUCUUCACAAUCCUCCAGGGCGUUCAGAUCCCGAUCCCUAUUUCCAAGAUCCUCUCUCUUGUGCCUGCAACCCCUGGCACCAAUGCUACUUCGAUCCUGAACAAUCUAAGCCUUCAGAGCGCCGACAUCAAUAUGAAGAACCCACCGAGCAUCGGCGCUGAUAUUGCUAUUGCUCUACUCGGUUACCAGUUCGAUGCUCAGUUGUUGUUGUCGUACGUUAGCAUUAGCGCAUUCUUGGACACGACUCCCCUGGCCACGAUCUCUGUCCCUGGAAUCACUCUUUCGUCUGGCAACAAUCAAGUGUCGUUGAGCGUUCGCUCUCUGGUCAACCUUGCCAGCGGUGAUGCUAUUCAGACCAAGGUUGCAGCCAUCGCCGCACAGGUGAUGGGCAACGGUGGUGCUCAGAACGCCAAUCUCGUCGUCUCUAAUAUUGCAUUCGGAGGCAACGCUGGCAACGUCUUCCACAUCCUGGAUAAGGUCCAGGUAUCUGUCCCUCUUGCUCCUUACAUCCAGCAGCUGACGGGCAUUGUUGGCGGUAUCACUGGCGGUAACUCUACGAUCCCAGGCGGUGCCUCUGCUUUCAGCAUCAGCCAGCUCGACAUCAGUGCCACGGGACCUAACGAUCUCUCGGUCGCAGUUGGUGCUGCGAUUGGUGGUCUUGGGUCCAAGAUCUCGGUCGAGAUGCCCUACGUUGGACUCCAGAUCUCGGCCAGUGGCAAUGGUCUUGUUUACCCGACCAUCAACAACUUUCAGCUCCAGAAUGGAAAGGUCUCGCUUACCUUGGCGUUACCAUUCCAGCCCGCAGCCCGCAACAUUAUCGCUGGUCUCUCGACCCCUGUCAGUCAGCUCAUGUUCACGACUGUUGGCACGGUCCCUGGCUCAAUUGUGGCGAACAGCAUCAAGUUUGGCGCAUCAUCCAACCAGGCAUUUGACAUUGCUUCCAAGAUUGGUCUCGAGAUCCAGUUGAACUCGGUUUUCCAGGCGGCCCAGGCCUACAUUAAUGCCCACAACCCACUACAUAUUAAUGACAUGAACACGGUGCUGACAACCAGCGGUAUCCAGGCUACUUUGGCCCUGCCUGGAAUCCCAUUGGGGUCGAUACCACUUAAGAUGAAUUUCCCGAUCUCGCUCUCAGGUUACUAUCAAAGCAAGGCCUUUAUUGCUAUCCAAGUUACCGGUAUGUCCUUGACUCAGUCGCCUUGGUCCCUUGGCGCAGGCAUCACGGUCAUCCAGCCUGCAUUCGGCACGGCCAUGAACGGUAUUCUGCCUAAUGCCCUCGAAUGGAAGAACGCCCUCCAAGAUGUCACCCUCGGUGGCGUCACUUUGGGCGAAUUCACCGCUCUCCAGGGCUUGACGAUUACGCCGCCGGCGGUGACUUUGUGGUCACCGAUCACCGUCCCUCUGGGUCAGCUCAAGCCGCACUUAAUUCCUCUGGGUAUGGACUUUGCAGCGUCGUUCGUGAACCAGGGACCCCUGCAGGUGGACGUGGGCGCGAUUGACAUUAUGAUCAAGCAGGGUCCUAACACCAACGUUUUGGAGAUCCAGAACUUGGGCGGACCAAUCCAUCUGAACAACGGCAAGCAGAACGGCGGCAAUAAUCAAAUUGCACUGAACGCGUCGCUCAAGUUCAACUUCUUGCAGUUCUUCACGAUCAUUGCUGCGUUGCUGAACCCGAGCCAAAACUUCCAGUUUGUGUUUUCGAUGAAGACGUCGAGUGGACAGCCGAUGCCGUGGUUGCAGGAUGCGUUGAACAGCGUUCCUGCUACGCUCUUUAACAACCUGCUGCCAAUCCUGGCGCAUGCUCUCCAGAACGUCAAAUUUGGAAUUUAG
Molecule: messenger RNA, 7146 nt
Organism: Gamsiella multidivaricata
Lineage: Eukaryota; Fungi; Mortierellomycota; Mortierellomycetes; Mortierellales; Mortierellaceae
Exons: 3
Coding region: 1-7146 (2381 amino acids)
Source: RefSeq, a predicted model, not a curated record